UCUGCCCUUCGUUCUCCGCCUUUCCCCUCACACACCGGCCGCCGCGAGGGAGAGAGGAGGCGAAAAACCUCGGAGGCGGAGGGAGAGGGGACUAGGAGGAGAUGCAGAUCUUCGUGAAGACGCUGACGGGGAAGACGAUCACGCUCGAGGUGGAGAGCAGCGACACCGUCGACAAUGUCAAGGCCAAGAUCCAGGACAAGGAAGGCAUCCCACCAGACCAGCAAAGGCUAAUUUUUGCUGGAAAGCAGCUGGACGAUGGACGGACAUUAGCCGACUACAACAUUCAGAAAGAGUCGACACUUCAUUUGGUCCUGAGGCUCAGGGGUGGGACUAUGAUCAAGGUGAAGACACUCACGGGUAAGGAAAUCGAGAUUGACAUCGAGCCUACCGACACAAUUGAUAGGAUCAAGGAGCGUGUCGAGGAAAAAGAGGGCAUUCCCCCUGUUCAGCAGAGGCUCAUUUAUGCUGGGAAGCAACUUGCUGACGAUAAAACUGCUAAAGAUUACAACAUUGAAGGUGGUUCAGUGCUCCAUCUUGUGCUUGCUCUGAGAGGUGGUCACUAGAUACAGUUUCAUUUCAACUAGGAAUAUAUUCACAAGGAGAGCAGCUUUGUUUAUGCUAUUUUCGUCCUACCAUUGUACUUGGCUUAAAAUCAUGCACUUGACAUGAUUGGAGUGGCAAGUUAUCAGUAUAUAGGUAACUAAGGAAGCUAUUUGUCUACAGUGGAUGAGAAAUACUUGAACUGAUAAGUUUAUGAGCUCUGUCAACUAAUUAUUUGUCGCUA
Messenger RNA from Hordeum vulgare subsp. vulgare (domesticated barley), 784 nucleotides. RefSeq names its product ubiquitin-NEDD8-like protein RUB1. The record is from RefSeq and is a predicted model, not a curated record. The transcript has 3 exons. The coding region runs from base 102 to 563 and encodes 153 amino acids. Gene Ontology annotation, biological process: modification-dependent protein catabolic process; protein ubiquitination. Gene Ontology annotation, cellular component: nucleus; cytoplasm. NCBI's taxonomy places the organism in Eukaryota, Viridiplantae, Streptophyta, Magnoliopsida, Poales, Poaceae. Gene Ontology annotation, molecular function: protein tag activity; ubiquitin protein ligase binding.